Molecule: messenger RNA, 762 nt
Organism: Aspergillus clavatus NRRL 1
Lineage: Eukaryota; Fungi; Ascomycota; Eurotiomycetes; Eurotiales; Aspergillaceae
Product: exosome non-catalytic core subunit CSL4
Exons: 1
Coding region: 1-762 (253 amino acids)
Biological process (GO): RNA processing
Cellular component (GO): cytoplasm; nuclear exosome (RNase complex)
Molecular function (GO): RNA binding
Source: RefSeq, a predicted model, not a curated record
AUGGCUAGCACACUGCCCAAGCUCGCUAUUCCAGGCCAGCAACUAGGUUCAAUCACUUCUUACUUUGCAGGUCCAGGUACUCAUGUGAAGAAUGCCAAUAUUUAUGCAUCCAUUGCUGGGCCGGUGAUUAUUGAACAGACCCAGCCAAGCUCGAAAGUAAAAGCUAUUGUCAGUGUUUCGCGGAACUUGAACACACAGCCAGGACUCGUCGCGAAACCUACUCCCGCUCCCUCCACACCGGCAAAGACCACAGCCGCGAAGCCAAAGUUGAGGUACAAUACAUUGCCUGCAGUCGACUCGAUUGUCCUGGCGCGCGUUACUCGUGUGCAGAAGCGCCAGGCCACAGUGUCCAUUCUGGUCGUGCUAGACGCAUCGAGCAGUGCCCAGAUCCCGGAUUCCUCGAAGACAGCUUCCGACAACGACAACAUCGCCUCUAUCCUCACUUCGGCCGCAAACCCUGAGAACCAUAGCAACUCAGACGAGCUCCGCUUUCAGGCACUUAUCCGGAAGGAGGAUGUGCGUGCUGUCGAGAAAGACCGUGUCGUCAUGGACGAGAUGUUCCGCGUUGGAGAUAUCGUGCGUGGCACCGUGAUCUCCCUGGGCGAUCAGAGCUUUUAUUACCUCACCACCGCGCGGAACGAUCUCGGUGUCGUGAUGGCCCGCAGCGAAGCUGGUAAUAUGAUGUUCCCUGUCAGCUGGAAGGAGAUGAGAGACCCCGUCACUGGCGCAGCAGAAUUGCGAAAGGUGGCCCGUCCGUUUUGA